Messenger RNA from Pseudozyma hubeiensis SY62, 2910 nucleotides. RefSeq lists its product as hypothetical. The record is from RefSeq and is a predicted model, not a curated record. The coding region runs from base 1 to 2910 and encodes 969 amino acids. Lineage: Eukaryota; Fungi; Basidiomycota; Ustilaginomycetes; Ustilaginales; Ustilaginaceae. The transcript has a single exon. Gene Ontology annotation, molecular function: protein binding.
AUGCGAUUCCGACUUCGAUACGGAUUGCGCACAGUCACCUUUCUUCGCUCUACGUUUAUCACACGACAUCCUCCUUUCGAUUUCAGCAGCCCUCUGCGACCGCACAACGGUGAUAGCAGCGACAGCAGAGGCAAGAGCAAGGCCAACGGCACCGGUGAAAGAAGCAGCAGCAACAGCACCCGCAGCCCUAGCGGCAGUACUAGAAUGUCGGCCGCAUCAUCUUUCGCAGCGCUCAAAGCCCAGAGGGACGCACGGCGAAACCCCUUCUCUCUUGCUGCUCCUUCAACCGCUUCGAGCACCGAAGAUGUACAGCACGGCGAGCACACGUUCGUAGGCGGGGACAUGAGCCCACCGGCACCGUUCUCGGCAGCGGAACUUCCAUCCGGAGCCGUGCCCAUCCCUUCGAGUCGGCCGCCACCGGCAGCGUCGACCGCGACUGGAACUAGCAUCGGCAUGGAUGAAGUCGGCGCUUUUGAAUCGCCCACAAUGCCGGGCAUGGGCGAGGCCAAAGGUAAACCUCCUCCUGGCGCAGCUGGUAGUAGAGUGCGGCUACCGGACAUUCAAGAUCUCGAGCUUCGCUUCGAUACCUACUCGAGCGAGCGUGCUCUCUUCUAUGCACCUCUUCCCAAAAAUGGUCCGAGGCCAUCCGACUUCUCCACUGCCGCAUCUUCGUCCGCCUCCCGCUCGCUCUCUGGAUCGCUCUCGUAUUCCUACUCGCAACUGCUGUCCAGCUCCUACUCGGCUCCCGGUGGAUGGGCGGCUGCAGGCAUCUCGAGCUGUCGACCGGGCGAUGUGCUCCUGCGUGUCCGCCCCGAGGUUGCCGUACUCUCUACAGCUCUUCUAGAAAAGCGCUGCUCGGCUUGCUAUUCGCCCCCUGGGCCCGAAACUUCCACCACUCCCGGGACGACAUCCUCGGCUGGCAGGCUUCAAAGAUGUUCGGGUUGCAAGGUGACCCGCUACUGUUCCGCCGCCUGCCAGAAACGCGAUUGGCCCGCCCAUCGCGACGAAUGCAAAGCGCUCAAAGCCAUGCAGCAGCUCCAUACGUUCCGAUCUGCACUGCACCAGCAGCAGAAGCUUGAUCAACGCCUUGCCAGCAGGCACGCAAAGACCCAGUCAGCAAGCACACCUUUUGGUGUCGGCUCGUUCCAGGACAACGAUCAGGUCGUUGCUGCCGCAACUGCAACCGGGCAGUACCAAGAAGCAGAAAGUGACGGUGAAGAUGAAGACGGCAUGAACGAAGAUGACAAAAAGACGCCCACCGGCAGCAACGAUCGCAUGCGUCUUCCUAGCGCCAUGAUGCGUGCCCUCGCUCGGUGGAUUUGGGCUCGCAGCCGCAUAGGCACCGGUGGCAAGGACAAAGCCAGGGGGGACGGCAGAGACUUGCUCGAGCUUUGCUCGCAUCGAGAACGAUUCGCACCAGAACAGCUUCAGCAGCAGGCGCAGCUUGCCAUUCACCUCGCACAGUAUCUCACCGCAGCCGCGCGAGCAGCCGCCACAUUCGGACCAGUGUCGAGGGGCGAGGCGAACCUAGACGAUAUGAUGCAGCCCGACACUGCCUUCUCGCAGGGCGACGCGUUGCGAGCGCUGGGCAUCGACUCGGCCACGGAGCUGCUCGACCUGGUCUGCCAAUUCUCGUGCAAUUCGUUCGCCCUCACCGAUAGCGAUCUGAAUGCGCUGGGAGUAUGUCUGCAUGCCAGCAUGGCCAUGAUCAAUCACGCUUGCACACCCAAUGCUGCCGUCGUCUUUCCGUUCGGUGGUGCAGCCAAAAGUGGCCAGCAGAGAUGGAACGAUGGCGACGACAAGAUCAUGCAGCUCGUGGCCCUGCGCGCGAUCGAGCCAGGCGAGGAGUUGCUCAUCUCGUACGUCGACAUCAGCGACACGUACCAAGAUCGUCGCAGUUACCUCAAGAAGCGAUACUGCUUCGACUGCCGUUGCGAGCUGUGCCGCACGAGCCAGGCCAAUCUGGGACAAAGCGGUGCGCAACCAUUUGCAUCGUCAACGCCGUCCUCGUCGUCUCAGCAGGGCUUUGGAAUGCAUCCCCCGCAGGCUGCCAAAUGGAUCGAUCCCCGGCGUGCUAUUUGGUGUCCGCACCGAUGCGGCGGCUGGAUAGACGGGGCCGCCCUUGAGUCGCAAGCCAAUGUGACAGCCGGUGCUGCCAGGUGCAACAAGUGCCAGUCGAUGUCCAAUGUGACAGCGUCGGACGUGGCAACGGACACGCAGCACGCCAAGGACACGCUCAGGCAAGCCUCGCGGUUGUUGGACCAAGGAGGUGCCGAGGCUGCAUGGACGCAAUGCGCCCGAGUGCUGCCUUUGCUGGUCGACCGAUAUCCGCCUUCAUGGCAACCUCUGUUCCAUUUGCUGAGACUGGCAACGAUGUGUCUGAUCGAAGCUGGCUCAACUUUGCUGUCACUGUCAUCAUCACAGACGUCAAACACAGAGGCGGCCAUCUACUGCUUUGACGAAGCGGUGAGGAUACAGAUGCUGGUGGUGGCAGGAACGCAAGCGUCCAAUACGCCCAUCUAUUCCAAGGGCUCUCCAGCCAGAGCCAUUGCGAUUGCCACGCUGGCCAAGCUGGUGCUGGCGCAGUUCGACCACCCACACCGCCUCGAUCAGCAGGGAUUGCAGUUCAGCACACACUCCGGUGCUCCAGUGUGUCGAGCGGCUGUCGAGCAGGCAGCGGCGCAGGGCAGCAACACCCUGUCCAUCCUCAGAGAUGCAGCGAACGUGCCUGAAGAGAUGCGAGUGGAGCUGGCCAGGCAAUUGCUCACACAGUCGAUCGAAGAGCUCGACGUUGGGUUCGGACGCUCCAACCAGGGGGGCCGCGCAGGACUCGAGAUGCGCACGGCACUCCAAGAGAUGGAAGAGGAGAUGGCGUUGCUGGCCCAGACCCGCUCGAUGUCAGUGUCGUAG